AUGACAAAUUCUAAGUCAACUGAACCCGCAGCUGCAACUUCAGCUCCAAAACUCAUCUAUAAUAGCUUGGGACAAUCGCUUUACAACCUCGUAUCAUUCAUUGAAGGCUAUGACCAACAGGUGUUGUCCAUGUGCAUGAGGGCUUUCGAGUUGACUUUGGGUUUUUCGCAGUCUCAGUUGUCUACGUUGGCAACGGUGUCUACUAUGUCGCGCAUGGGUUGUUGCCUAAUUUGGGGAUUGCUGGCAGAUAAACAUCACUCGAAUCACGUUCUUGGGGGUGGUUUGUUAGUGAUGGGUAUGGCUUCAAUUCUUCUAAGUUCUGCGUCGCGUUACAAUGUGAUUGUGUUUUUGCGUUUCCUACAUGGGUUCGGGUUUGCGUGCGUCUACCCAGUGCAACAAAAGAUUGUUGCUGAUUCAACGAGCUCAAAUGAAACAAAGGUAACAAAUGGGGCACCGGGGCAAUCGAUGGCGGGAGGAACAGCGACCCCAGAGAAACCAAAGAAAUCUGAGGGUAGUAAGAUAUUCACACGUCUACAGUCUCUUAAUUGCAUUGGGCGAUUGUUAUGCGCUGUCAUAACCACACUUAUUGCACGCAAGGUAUUAUUGGGAUAUUAUGGCUGGCGCACUUCCUACGUAGUGCUGGGGUACAUAUGGACAUUGUUUGGUGUUGCAAUUAUUUUCGGGAUGGAAGGCAAUAAACCUUCGCUUUCUAAUGGUGUAAAUGGUGACCAAGGGCCAAGUACGUCAGAGGAUACAACUUUUAACAAAUUAUUAGAAGGUGCAGCCAAGUCUGUGUUUAUGACUGCAACGACAUGGAUAUUGAUAUUUACCAUAUUCAUAGCAGAAGCUCCAAUGUGUGCUUUUAAUUAUAUGACCAUAUACUUGCAAUAUUUGGGAGUAUCCGACACAAUGGCUGGUGUUGCGGUUGCUGUUACAUUGAUUGGUGGCGCAGCUGGAAGUGCAGCAGGGGGAAUGAUUAUAGAUACGAUUGCUAAAGCCGAUAACGUAUAUAGUGAACUUGGUUCGGGGGCUGCCGUGAUGGUAGUCCGACUAGUUGUGUGCCUAUUGUUUUUCUUAGGGAAGGCGCCAUCUGGAAAGUUGCUUUGGUAUCACUACGUCGAGUUGGCAACGCUGGGCGGAACAUUAGUAACGCUUGGCGGCGUAGAUAGGGCAGUUAUGAAAAAAUCAAUCAACGAUAUGUACCAGGGCACGGCAUCUGCCAUGGUUCGCACCAUAUCUGGCAUCGCAAGUAGUGUAGUUUUUUUCCAGGUUUCUGCGUAUUUAACUGAGAAGGUAUUUGGCUAUGUACCAUCUAGGGAGUCGUUCGAUACCAUGGAUGCGGCUGUUAAAGAAAGAAAUGCAGAGGCGUUAAGGAAGUCGAUGAUGUACAUUAUUUUAGCAGGUACAUCGAUCAACACAUUGUGUUAUAUUGCGUUAUUUUUUACUUAUGAGAAUGAUAAAGAUAAACUUAAGCGAACCGAUGCAACACAACGUGAAUCGAACCAUGUAACGGCGAAAUAA
This is a messenger RNA of Babesia bigemina, 1521 nucleotides long. RefSeq lists its product as hypothetical. Gene Ontology annotation, molecular function: transmembrane transporter activity. The coding region runs from base 1 to 1521 and encodes 506 amino acids. NCBI's taxonomy places the organism in Eukaryota, Apicomplexa, Aconoidasida, Piroplasmida, Babesiidae. The transcript is spliced from 2 exons. The record is from RefSeq and is a predicted model, not a curated record. Gene Ontology annotation, cellular component: membrane. Gene Ontology annotation, biological process: transmembrane transport.